Molecule: messenger RNA, 2921 nt
Organism: Marmota flaviventris (yellow-bellied marmot)
Lineage: Eukaryota; Metazoa; Chordata; Mammalia; Rodentia; Sciuridae
Source: RefSeq, a predicted model, not a curated record
AGACUGAGGGACAAGGGGUCACCCUCCCAGACCCAGGCAGGUCCAGGGCAGGAGGAUGGCAGACGGGGCUGGCGACCCGAGCACCAGAAUGGUGAUGUUUACUUCAUGCCACUGGACAUUGGAUAUAUGCAACUUGCUUUUGACUUUCACACGGGUUCACAACUGAGAAUUUGCCUUGAGUCUCAGGAUGUCCACAGAAGAGCAGAGUGUAGACGACAGUACCAUCUAUGAGGUUAUAUUCCAUCACUUCAAAAGACACAAAGUGGAGAUUUCAAAUGCCAUAAAAAAGACAUUUCCUUUCCUCGAGGGCCUCCGUGACCGUGAACUCAUUACCAAUAAAAUGUUUGAAGAUUCUCAAGAGUCUUGUAGAAACCUGGUCCCUGUACAAAGAGUGGUGUACAAUGUUCUCUGUGAACUGGAGAAGAAAUUCAACCUGGAUUUAUGCGAAGCAUUGUUCAGUGAGGUCAACUUGCAGGAAUACCCUGAUUUAAUUCGUGUUCGUAGAAGCUUUGAACAUGAGGUGAGAAUGCUAUAUCCCCAAGAAGAUAAUGGAGAAGAGAGGCAGGAAAGGCUUGAACAAGGAACGGGGGAGAACUCUUUUCUGCGAAGACUGACCUGGCCACAGCACUCAGAUCCCUCGUCUUACAAUGGUACAGACCUACCCGAAAAUGAACUCUCGGCGCAUCCUUGCGAAGCAGAAGAGAGAAAUGUAAAUAAAAGAGAGCCGGCCCAAGACCCAAAUGGUGCAGUAGGAAGCCACCAAGGAAAUGAGCAAUGCCCCCGAGAGUCAGAGCCAGUAGAGUCCCACCAACACAUGGCUGCCCACGUGGACCGUGGAGAGGCGAGCGUGGGGACACCCAGCCCGUUGCCCCACUGUGUAGAAAGAGCAGAGCUCUCCAGCCAUGGAAUCCACAUGACUUCCUGUUCUGUGCGUCUGGUGGAUAUAAAGAAGGAAAAGCCAUUUUUUCCCACGCAAGUGAAGCAAGGAUCUCAAACCAGGACCAACCAUUACCAGCCAUCCGAAGUAAUAGUCAUCAGCAGUGAGGACGACGCCAGCGACACAGAAGAGCCUGCAGCAAUCUCUAACUCAGCACCGAGGAGCCAUCCUGUGAUCAAAAACCAUGUCCAGUUUGACUUGAGAGAUGAAGAAGAGGCCCAAGAAGCCACUUGCUCAUGGCACCAGGCUGCUCCAGCGAGAGGACAUGACUAUGGCUCUUCAGAAUCCAGUGAGGAGGAGAUACCCUCAGCACUCCGGAUCUCAACACCAACAGAUUCUGUGAGGAUGUCUACUUGGAGGAUACACAGUCAGAAAAGAAGGCACAGCAGUGACAGCUCUUCAGAGCUGAGUUAUGGAGAGGAGCCUCGGGAAGCCCUGAGAAGUGGAUCAGGAACAGGGCAACAAGAGACUGGAAAUGAGAAGUGCUCCUGUGUCCUGUGUUCCCCAAAAGGUGUGCCAAGAGGCCAAGAAGCAACGGUGGAAAGUGGCCGAGCAUCUCACCCAAUAGGCUCAGAAAUACCACAGCUGCUGGGCAGUACUAUGUCAGGAGAGGAAGCUGUAAAAGAUACCACGGAUGUUGGAAACAAUUCUACUUUGGGAAAAGGCAGUGGGGAAAGAAAUAUUUCCAAGCUGCACAACAGAGAUAAAGAAAUGAACAAAAUCUCAUCAACCUUACAUCCUACUGUGGGGAAAAAAAGACUUCAUAAAGUAAACCAUCUCCAAAAAGAAAUAAAGAAAGGCAGACAUAGAUUCCACUCAAUUCAGAAUAAUGCCCUUCAAAGGAAAAGAGGUUGGCCAAAAGGGAGAAAAAGAGUCAACGUUAGACCCUUGAAAAGAGGGAGAAAAAGAGGACCAAGAAUUCCCAGAGAAAAAAAUGUGAAUUUCAACCUUCCUAAACUUCCUGUGACCUGUGGUGAGGCUAAGGGGACUCUCCAUAAGAAGCAAUUUAAGCAAGGGGCCCAGAUGAAGAGCAUAAGGACUGAGGAUGGAAAAUGGCUCACCCCCAGGGACUUCGAGAUCAGAGGAAACCACGCAGCAGCCAAGAACUGGAAGCUAAGCCUGCGCUGCCACGGAUGGACCUUGAAAGAACUGAUAGAGGCAGGGCAUCUACCAAACCCACCAAUAACAAGAAAAAAGAGGAAAACACGGGAGUCUCUCAACAAUGUCUUAGUUGACCCCCAUCAAAAAAACUCAAAUAAGUGCGAAGUAUGCCGCCAAGAGAAACAGCUGGUCUUCUGCAAUACUUGUUCAAGAUCAUACCAUCAGAACUGCCACAUCCCACCAGUAGAUGCUCAGAGGAGCCAGUGGAGCUGCACCUUAUGCAGGACAAAAGCCUGGGAAAAGCACCCAGAAAGCCAACCAUGUCAUCUGGAAUCUGAGGUCUUGAAGAGGCCUAUGCUGCCUGAGGAACAGCUGAAAUGUGAGCUGAUCCUAUUGAAGGUCUAUUGUUAUUCACAAAGUGCCUUUUUUGCCCAAGAACCAUAUUAUACUCAAGACCCCCAGGAGCACAUGUGGUUAAACAAGGUCAAGGAAAGGCUGAAUAAGAAGAAGUACCACCGAGUGGAGGGGUUUGUGCGGGACAUGCGCCUCAUCUUUCUGAACAACAAGGCCUUCUACAGAAACCACAAAUUCAUCCAGCUGCCGCUUAAGAUAGAAGCCAUAUUCGAGAAGUAUUUCAAAAACAUUUUUUCAAUCCAAGAAACAAGCGAGAGCAUCUGUCAGUUUAAGCACAUUAUUAUGUUAACAUAGUCCAUGUCUGUGUACCCCCUGGGGACCCUCUGGUUGUGUCACUAGUGACAUGGUGCUCUGAUGGUCCUCUAUUCACUCUGCCUGUUCCUGUACAAAUAACCUCAUGUCACAAUUCUUUUUUCAUUUUUUAUUAUUGUUAUUGUUCCUUUUUUUAAUAAAACUUAAAACUGUCUUA